UCAGUUCUCUGAAUGAAUCCGAGCUGUGGUAUUUAUCAUGACUCUUGCGUUAUCGGUCAGAGUGAUAAAAUAUCAUCAGCAUGUCAUCUCCAUCUCACAGUCAGUGUGUGACGUUCACAGAUUCAGACAGAAGUUAUUCAGAAGCUGCAGAGGCGCUGAUAUCCAUGAACAUCCACCGGGAGCCUGGAAACUUCCAGAAGUGUGUACUUCGGCCUUUGACUCCUUCAUCUGAUGUGUGUGAGGACUCACAGCAGUCUUUAACCUGUGAAGCGUGGUGCAUGACUCCACCGUCUAGCCCUGAUCAGGAGCCACCGCAGGGGUCAGAGGUCAAACCACAGGCCAUCAGUGUGAUCCGCCACACAUCCGAUGUCCCAUCAGCCCCUGCUGCAGCACCGGCACACACACUGAUUCUUGCGUCCGCGAGUGUGUUUCCGCAGUCUGUGCUGUUUGUGGACUCAGUGCUGCUGAUUGUGUCUCCUAAACACACAGCUUCAUACGGUGUGAGAUUCAGCGCCAUCGCUCCGGCUCCAGGACACACACCGUCCACACACACCGAUGUAUCUGCAGGCGUCCCGUCACGGCCUCGAGAUCACGUCUGCACACACCCCGACUGCGGGAAAACAUACUUCAAGAGCUCGCAUCUCAAAGCACACCUGAGGACACACACAGGUGAGAAGCCGUUCAGGUGCUGCUGGAACGGCUGUGUGAGGUGUUUCUCCAGAUCUGAUGAACUGUCCCGUCACCGGCGCACACACACCGGAGAGAAGCGCUUCAGCUGUCCCGUCUGCCACGCUCGCUUCGUGCGCAGCGACCACCUGAGCAAACACACGCGCCGUCAUCUGACAUUCAGGAGAAACACAGCAGCAUCACAGAGAGAAAUCAACAUCAGCCUGCAGCGUCUCGCUCCCAAGACUGACACGUGACACAUCUGCUGAAACAAGGACAUCACUACUGCCUUUAUUUAUUUAUAUGUACACGUUUACAUUCAUACUGUACCUAUAGAAAUCAUCAUACCCUGUGGAUGAACAUCAGUCUGCAGCAGCUCGCUCCCAAGACUGACAGAUUUCUGAAAACCCGACAUCACUCACUAGUGCCUAUAUUUACUCAUAUGCAGUUGAGGGCAAAAUUAUUAACCCCCCUGUGGAAUAUUUGUUCACUUAAAGGUGCUGUAUAUAAAAGUUUUAGACUCCUCUAAAGCAUAAAAAUACCAUAAUAUGUUUGCAGAUA
Messenger RNA from Danio aesculapii, 1227 nucleotides. RefSeq names its product Kruppel like factor 10 (gene klf10). The record is from RefSeq and is a predicted model, not a curated record. Bases 81 to 923 code for a protein of 280 amino acids. Lineage: Eukaryota; Metazoa; Chordata; Actinopteri; Cypriniformes; Danionidae. Gene Ontology annotation, biological process: regulation of transcription by RNA polymerase II. Gene Ontology annotation, molecular function: RNA polymerase II cis-regulatory region sequence-specific DNA binding; DNA-binding transcription factor activity, RNA polymerase II-specific. The transcript is spliced from 4 exons.